This is a messenger RNA of Erythranthe guttata (spotted monkey flower), 420 nucleotides long. RefSeq lists its product as uncharacterized. The record is from RefSeq and is a predicted model, not a curated record. NCBI's taxonomy places the organism in Eukaryota, Viridiplantae, Streptophyta, Magnoliopsida, Lamiales, Phrymaceae.
AUGGCAAAACUGUACUUAGCCCUUGUUCUUGCAGUACUUGUACUAGCGCAUGCAACCGCAAGAAACAUUCCAACCGAUGAUGAAGCAACAAGAAACCCUAGUACUAACACCGCAUUAGCCCCUGCCCAAAACACGGCAGAAAAUGUCGUCGCCACCACCGCAGCUGCUCCGGGGGCGGCGGUCGGCGGCGUCGAUGAUGAGAAAAACUUCAUCUCGUACGGCGGGGUGGGCGGCUGGGGAGGCGUUGGUGGGUACGUCGGGGUGAUGCCUGUUUUUGGCGGCAUUGGAGCUGGCAUGGGCGCUGCAGGUGGGAUCGGAGGAGUUGGCGGACUUGGCGGCGUCGGGCUAGGUAAAGUUGGCGGCAUCGGCGUUGCUGGCGGCGUUGGCGGCGUUGGUGGAGUUGGUGGCAUUAUACCUUAA